CACCCAGGCUGGGCGCUGGCACGAGACGAAAGUGCACCGAGGCGUCCUCUGCCCCAUGUUCAAUGAAACCUGCUGCUUCCACGUGCAGCUGCUGGACUUCAAGCGCUUCUCUGGGCACCAGCCCCUGGGCGCGCUCAGCCUGCCCCUAGGCGCCGUGGACCUGCAGCACGUCCUGGAGCGCUGGUACCAGCUGGGCCCGCCCGGCACCACCGAGCCCGAGCCUCUGGGGGAGCUGUGCCUGCCUCUGCAGUACGUGCCCGGCGCCGGCCGGCUGUCCGUGGUGGUGCUGGAGGCCCGGGGCCUGCGUCCGGGGCUGACAGAGCCCUAUGUGAAGGUCCAGCUCAUGUUGGAGCAGAGGAAGUGGAAGAAGAGGAGGACGUCUGCCAGGAAGGGCUCUGCCAGCCCCUACUUCAACGAGGCCUUCACCUUCCUCCUGCCCGUCAGCCAGGUCCAGUCUCCCCAGGCUGAGCCGUGGGCGCUGUCCAUGCUGCCCUGGGGAACCCGCUGCAAUAAACGCCUUCUCCUGCCGUGCGUGUCCCGCUCCAGCCCCGUGGGGACAUGGUGGCAGGGCCGGGGCUCCGUCCUCCGCAUGACAGCCCCUGUCCAGACCCAGGUUACCCGGUGUCUGACCGGUGCUGGCCCCUGGGUGGAGGGGGACCCCGCAGGAGUCCUAACCCCUCCGGCCCCCACGGGAGAGGCGGGAGGUGGGCUGCAGCAGGGCACAGUGUGGGGGAGGGACCCUAGCAGCUUCGGAUGCCACUGCGGGGCCUCCCCUGUGUGGACAGCAGGGGGCACUGCACACCUUCGGAAGCGGCUCAGGGCCUUGGGGGGUGCAGCCCUGGCCGGAUGUGCCUCCCCGUCCCCACACAUCUGGGCUCCCGCACCGCGUGUCUCCUCUGAUCUGCCCCAUGGCCUCGGAGCAGGCAGGGCUGGGGCCAAGAGCCCCGGGAGAAGGCGCCAAGUCACAGCCCGAUGCCUCUCCAGGGUGGGCACCCGUGGGGGUGGGCCCGCCCUGGCAGCCAGGCGCCCGAGCCCCAGCGGGUCAGAGCGAGGUUCCCGGGCCGGCGGUGCCGCUGUCCCUGGGUGCGAGGACGUGUGUCCGAGCUGCCCAGGUGAGGGGUCUCGGGGCAGGCCGGCCCCACCCCCGAUCCUGCUCCCAGGGGUGGGGGAAGACAGGUUCACGCUGUGCAGGCCGGGGAGGCCGUGUUUGGGGGGUCUGGGCCUGACCCGAGAGGGGCUUGCUGACAGGAGGACAGUCGAUAGCAGGGCCCAGCAGGGAGAGCCUGCUGCCGUGCCCAGGGACAGCGAGGCUCGGUAGCCAAGGCA
Lemur catta (Ring-tailed lemur) is the source of this 1326-nucleotide messenger RNA. RefSeq lists its product as uncharacterized. Gene Ontology annotation, molecular function: phosphatidylserine binding; calcium ion binding; clathrin binding. Gene Ontology annotation, cellular component: dense core granule; synaptic vesicle membrane; axon. The record is from RefSeq and is a predicted model, not a curated record. NCBI's taxonomy places the organism in Eukaryota, Metazoa, Chordata, Mammalia, Primates, Lemuridae. Gene Ontology annotation, biological process: regulation of dopamine secretion; calcium ion-regulated exocytosis of neurotransmitter; regulation of calcium ion-dependent exocytosis. The coding region runs from base 56 to 1318 and encodes 420 amino acids. The transcript is spliced from 5 exons.